AUGCUAAAGUGGACGGUGUCCCGAUCGUUGUCGACGGCGAGCUCGACACCCCACGGCCCGGGUGGUGGCAAAACGACCCGCCGGCCGUUCCGUGACCUGUCCAACACGCCACCGGCGGGAUCGAGCAGCUCACGAUCGACCCCCGGUGUCAAGCGCACCCCCGCCAAGCGCAAGAGGUGCCGCAGCCAGGGAAGCGACCUCCGGGGCUACUUCCAGGCCACGAAGCCCAGCAGUCGGUCGGGCAAGCGGCUGUCCCAGCGCAACAGCAGCUCACCGGUGGUCGUCGAGAGCUUCUACCAGAGCACGCCGAGGGUCGACACGGACAUCGGGCCGCUCAUACCGAGCCGCGCGCGCUACCCCGUUAGCUGCAGCAACAGCGUCACCCUGCCCACGGAUCCUCAAACCAUGCUGCCUCCGCGCGGUUGUGGAGGCGCGAGUGGCGCCAUCUUCCCCGCCCAGCAACAGCCCAACAAAUUCCAGUCGCACGUGUCCGACUUUUUCCAACAGAUCAGCAUGGCCACCAGCCCCGAGGACAUCAUAGAGUUCGAAUCUCUGCCCUUCGCCCACAACAGCCGCAGGUACGCCCUGAGGAACGAGGAGAGGCGGCGCCACUGUACGCCCUGUCUCCCGCCCAAGCUCGCAAGAAUAACAAGGCUCCACGCCAGGAUCAAAACGCCCCAUCACAGCGCCACGGGAGCCGAGCGGUGCGUAGACGGAGAACUCGAGGACGCGAGGCAAACGCCCCUGGCUGGGAAACUCUUGAGUCUCAAGCUCGACGCGAACCCGGCCGAGGAGAACGACACUGCUCUUCCGGGGACCGUCAGCGAGUACGUUGUUGUUGUUGCUUUAUCCCCCCCCCUGUCCAUCAAUUGGCAUGGUGUAACUUUGAUCUACUAUAGGGAUUGGUCUUUGGGCAGGAAGCGGGAGGCAAACACCUCGGGGGCCAAGAGCGUGGCGGAGAUCCUCCUCGGGGACUCGGCCGAGCGGCGAAAGGUGCUCGGCUCGGGUGCUCGAAGCGAACCGGAGGAGGAGGAGGAGGAGGAGCACAUCUACGAGACGAUAGACGAGGGCCCGGCAGCGAACGUCACCCUGGCGAUGGAGCUGGACGAGAGCAAGGCGGCGCACAACGACAGUAGCGUGUCCUCGGCCAGCCAGCUCCUGGAGAACCCGUCGCCCCUAUCCUGGCAGGGUAGCUCGGACGCGAAGCUCGCCGCCGGGGAGUUUCCUUUGAGGCGCCAACGUGGCAUUCGCAGGAAACGACAGGCAAGGGACAAGGACGGCACGGCAAAGUCGGAGGUGGUCCAGGGCAAGAGACCCAGACGCGAGGACGACGAGGACGCGACUGACCCAGAGACGAACUUGCGUGCCGCUCACCAUAGCCUCACGGACGCCCCGAUGUCAGCGGAGCUUCGGGACCCCGUGCCGGAGGGGAACCGUAGGCGUCGAGAGGCGAUUAUGAGCACGAGUACCUGGGACACGGACAGUUUAAAGUCCUCGCUGCUGGACUCGUUCGCCACGUCGAUGACGACGACCUCGGCCAUAUGUACCCCCGAGGCGCCCCUCGUCGCUACGGUGCGACGCUGCCUCAAGUACAGUCCCGAGACGCCGUGCCCCAGUGCCGAGUACUCUGGCUCGUCGUCGAGGUGCAGCAACGCCAGCAAUUGCCUCGCCGGAUCUGGUGGCAAUGGCAGCGGUGGUGGCAGCAACAGCAGGAGCUCGAUCGAAAUCGCCUGCUUUGCCCAGAACGAUCGGAUACACAUUAGGGGUGAUGAAAAGACAGUGCUGAUUUUAUCGGUGUGUCGUUGUUUUUUGUGGUGUGCAGUGAUAAGGUGCCGGGAUCUGCGUCGCGCCUACGAGGGUCCGAUCAACGCAUACGUCAAGGCGAGCAUAAAGGACCCACGGAGCGGCGAGGGCUGCGUCAAACGCACGGCGGUGCAUCGCGCCACUCCGAACCCCGUGUUCAACGAAAGCCUCGUUUUGCCUUGUCCACCGGCUUACGACAACCACUGCGCGGCCAGGCAGGUCUCGCUCGACAUCGCCGUCUGGCACCGCGACCGCAGGGCAAGACGCAGCGAGCUGUUGGGCUGCAUGACGCUGCCGCUGCCCCUUUCGCAGGACAAGGAAGCGACAUGGCAUCCUCUGGAAGCUGGCUCGGGACGAAACACGAGCUCAGCACCCGCGAUCUACGGCAUGCAGCAGCAGGAUGCGGUGGGAGGUGGUGGUGGUCGGGGCUCGGUCGUCUCCCCGCCGCUGUCGAACAGGGACGGCGCCGAGUCUAUCGUAACAGAUAACAACAACGGCAGCGCCUCGGGCCCCACGGACGAUCUCACCUAUCUGAGGCACUUGGAACUCGAGCCGCUCGAUCCGCUCACGGGUCUGCCGUUGCAUCCCGGGUUCACGGCCAGGGGCGGUAGGACGCCUUGCACCGUUACGAGGCGGCUCGUCAGGCCGGCUGGUAACCAGGUGCCAUGGGGCUUCUCCCUGUCGUGGGGCAGGCCACCACGAGUGGAGCGCGUGGACCCGGGCAGUCCAGCGGAGCGCUCCGGCCUCCGACCCGGGGACUACGUGGUCUUCGUGGAGUCGUCGAACGUGGUCACACAGCCCCGGGACGACAUCCUCGAGCUGAUCCAGGCGGCGACGAGCCAACUGGUGCUCGAGGUCUACCGGCGGGGCGUGCACGGUCACGCCGUCACCAGCACCGCGUCGCACCGGCAGAGCUCGGCCAACGCUGUUUUGCAGGCGCCACCGGCUUUGUUGCCGCCAACUGCGCUCGGCGGGGCUCCCGUUGUCACUCAUCCCACGAUCGCAUUCACAGCAGAGCCAUUCCCGAGCCUGUCGGCGGACGCGUCCCCGGAGGAGGAGCUCGGCGUCCGCGAGGCGCGUCACUGGUCGUGCCUGAAAAACGGGCAGACGCGCUUCAUGGUCCCACUGACGGAGCACCGCGACGUCCUCGCGGCCUCGGACUACCUGAUCCUCUUCCAGAACCUCGACGAGCUGCUCAAGCUGUCCGAGGAGCUGUUGGACGAGGGCAGUGGCGUCGACAGUUACCUGUGCCGCGUGCCCCGCAUCACCGCCACCUACCGGCGCUACCUGAGUGGGCUGCAGAGGGCGUGCUGCCUGCUGGUCGCUCUCCGGAAAAACGCCGCCUUUGCCAAGAUCGUGUGCGAGCCCGCGGUGCCCAGGAGGCGCAAGCCCGACCUCACAGGCGUCCUCCUACAGCCGCUCGACCACUACAGAGAGAUGACGAGGCUGCUGUGCCAAGCGUGUCCACGCAACUGCCAGCCGGUCCGCGACUUGGCCCAGGGCUACCGCGAGGCGACAGCCAACGCCGCCAUGAUGGAACCACCGCGCGACACCGGCCGGCCACUCCUUAGCCUCCAAGAGGUCGAGUCCCGGCUUGUCUUUGCCCGCUGCAAGCCCUUCACCCUCGCCGUCCCCGGCAGACAAUGGUUGUUCGGCGGCGCGUUGGCCAAAGUCGAGGGCCGUGGGAGGCUGCAGCCCACGUGGGCUCUCCUACUGUCGGAUCUGCUCGUGUUCGCGCGCAUCUCCCGCGACCGGGUCCUCUUCGUCACGGAGGAGCCGCUACGGCUGGCCUGCAUUGCCGAGGCAUGUUUCACGAUACGCAAACGGCCCACCGAGUUCCGGCUCCAAGUCACGACCCAGUGCGGGGGUACGGGCGGUGGAGUCGGGGUAGGCGGUGGGUGCAGUCCCCACGGUAGGCCCAGGCGGCGAGUGCUCAUCCUACGGGCGCCCAGUCCCGAGCUCAAGGCCGUCUGGCACAACCUUCUCCAGCGGCAAAUGUAAAUUUAACACCACCGACUAUGUCGCUCAUGACUGUUAGAAGACGGAGGUGGUUAGCAAUGCUGACACUGCUGUUAUGUUGUUAUCAUUAUUACCGUCACUCGCUACUGACACGUAGAAUUGCUAUUAUAUCAUAUUAUUGUAAGGAUACACACACACGCUGAAUUUUGCAUCCAUGUUGUAAAUUAAGUCGUUGCAAGGCAUCUGAUUUUUAUUUACUUAUAUGGACUGUCAUUUUUGUUUUUAUUUAUUUAUUUAUUUAUUUUUUUUAUUCUAUAGCUAGCGUAUUUCAAGUAAAUUUUUUAUCUUAGAGUUAGUUACACUGAAACACUUUUGGUCUUCGUGUACGCGUCCGUGAUUUUUCGGGAAAGCAAAUUUUAGGUUUUAUCAUUACUGCACAGACAGAUAGUCUCAUUUAAUGCUUCAUAAUAAUUAUAGACAAUUUCACAUUACUAGAAUAGCUUUACCGAUGCACCUAACUGUAUCGAAAACUACACUGUCAAUAAUUAUUGCUAUAUCGAUGCUUACAUACCAAUAAAAGUUCUGAUCAACGUGGCGCGUAUACCGAGACCGAAUAUUCGUACAUUAAUUGAUCUCAA
This is a messenger RNA of Copidosoma floridanum, 4400 nucleotides long. It is a transcript of the gene PsGEF, whose product is annotated as Protostome-specific GEF. Gene Ontology annotation, molecular function: protein binding. Gene Ontology annotation, cellular component: nucleus; plasma membrane. The record is from RefSeq and is a predicted model, not a curated record. NCBI's taxonomy places the organism in Eukaryota, Metazoa, Arthropoda, Insecta, Hymenoptera, Encyrtidae.